Leptosia nina is the source of this 1254-nucleotide messenger RNA. The record is from the annotation of a GenBank genome assembly. Lineage: Eukaryota; Metazoa; Arthropoda; Insecta; Lepidoptera; Pieridae.
AUGGGUGAAGAUAAAGACCGCCGACGCCGAUCACGCUCCAGAGAAAGACGAAGAACUCGUUCACGAUCCCGAGAUCGACGUGAAAAAAGAAAAAGUAAGUCGAGAUCACCAUCUAAGCGAUCUCGUCGUCGCAAGCCAUCGCUUUAUUGGGAUGUCCCACCGCCUGGUUUCGAACAUAUCACGCCAUUACAGUAUAAGGCUAUGCAAGCGGCCGGACAAAUCCCGGCAAACAUAGUGGCGGAUACGCCACAGGCAGCGGUACCAGUCGUCGGGUCUACCAUUACACGUCAAGCUCGGCGCCUUUACGUUGGGAACAUACCAUUUGGUGUGACAGAAGAGGAAACUAUGGAGUUCUUUAACCAACAAAUGCAUCUUUCGGGGUUGGCUCAAGCAGCUGGAAAUCCUGUUCUUGCAUGUCAGAUUAACCUUGACAAAAACUUUGCAUUCCUUGAGUUUAGAUCUAUUGAUGAAACAACCCAAGCCAUGGCAUUCGACGGUAUAAACUUCAAGGGACAGAGUUUGAAAAUACGUCGUCCACACGAUUAUCAACCAAUGCCUGGCACUGAAAAUCCCUCAAUAAAUGUACCUGCGGGUGUCAUAAGUACAGUUGUUCCAGAUUCGCCUCAUAAAAUAUUUAUUGGAGGUCUCCCUAACUAUCUUAAUGAGGAUCAGGUUAAGGAACUCCUGAUGUCUUUUGGACAACUCAGAGCUUUCAAUCUCGUGAAGGACUCGUCGACUGGUCUCAGCAAGGGUUACGCUUUUGCCGAAUAUGUUGAUAUAACAAUGACUGAUCAGGCUAUUGCUGGUCUUAAUGGCAUGCAGCUUGGAGACAAGAAACUGAUUGUGCAAAGAGCUAGUAUUGGAGCUAAGAAUUCAACAUUAGCUAUGACUGGUGCCGCACCAGUCACCUUGCAAGUAGCUGGUUUGACAUUAGCUGGAGCAGGACCACCCACAGAAGUUCUGUGCUUGUUGAACAUGGUAACACCGGAUGAAUUGCGUGAUGAAGAGGAAUAUGAAGACAUUCUUGAGGAUAUAAAGGAAGAAUGUAACAAAUACGGUUGCGUGCGCAGUAUAGAGAUACCCCGUCCCAUAGAAGGUGUGGACGUACCAGGAUGUGGAAAGGUUUUCGUCGAGUUUAACAGCAUCGCUGACUGUCAAAAGGCGCAACAGACUCUCACAGGAAGGAAAUUCAGUAAUAGGGUUGUAGUCACUUCAUACUUUGACCCAGACAAGUACCACAGAAGAGAAUUUUAA